Trichogramma pretiosum is the source of this 837-nucleotide messenger RNA. RefSeq lists its product as uncharacterized. The record is from RefSeq and is a predicted model, not a curated record. Bases 184 to 531 code for a protein of 115 amino acids. Lineage: Eukaryota; Metazoa; Arthropoda; Insecta; Hymenoptera; Trichogrammatidae. The transcript is spliced from 3 exons.
GUCUUCGCGCGCUAAACGAAAUAUGUAAAUAAUGAUAUUUAAGUGAAAGGCACGAAUGAGAUCGAGGCAGUAUCAAAAUAGACAGCGAACUCGAGAGAUAUAUUGUCAAGCGAGAAACAAGUUCUUGUGUUUCAUAUCUCUACCAAUCUCUCGCCCGAAAUUUAACAUUAAUAUACAUUUACGAUGGAAACAAGGAACAAAAUCUACCUCCCAAACGUCCCCAAAUGUCCCCAAGAUGAUCGAAGCCAGACUCAAGAGACUCGGCGAGGAUGGCCAAUGUUUCGUAUAAUAUGCAAAGUUCUCUAUUUCGUUGGGGUGUACUACUCGUAUUUAUGGCUUUAUACUAAUUACCGGGAAACUUUGAGCGACAUAUUGGCUAGUUUAGGCAAUUGGGAAUUCGUAACUGCGUUCGACAAAAUCAGGAUAUGGUUGAGACUUUACCGGGUGCCGCAGUGCCCGGGAGGCUACGUCCACGAUGGUUCUUAUAUGUUUAAAGACCUAGAAUGCGUUACUCCUUUCAUUUCGUCAUAAAUUAAGGAAGCAAGCACGUAUGGGACAACGAUCAGAAGUGAGUUUUCUUUACUUCAACGAUCAGCAAUAGACUUGAAAAAAUUGAAAUUAUCAACACCCAAAUUAAUGAUAAAAUUUAAAGAGUACAAAGAGCCAAUUGAAAACGAAUUUAGUUCUUGUCGAAGCUUCACUUAUCCAGCUCUUGUACUCUUUAGUAUGUUACUUGAGUUUGUUACUUUAGUUUGUUACUUGAGUAUGUGACUAUUGAUUUGUACAACUGAUUUUUGAGUUUCAAAUAUAAUAUUUUUAUUCUUUGUGAGAGCUGUA